CAACUACGGUGACUACGUUGACCUUCGAGGACUUGCGAUGACAAGAAGUAUCCUUAUUUUCAACAUUAUCCUCAUCAUUUUUCAAUUACAAAAUGAUUUGGUCCUUGGCGCGCCGCUAAACGAGACGAUGUAUCGUCUCGAUACUACUGGUUGUCCAAGGAUUGUCACUAGAGAAGAAUGGAAAGCUCGUAAACCGUUGGGCGAGCAACAACUCGAACGCACACCAACGCCUUAUGUCGUGAUCCAUCAUGGUGGAAUUCGUCAAUAUUGUUACGAUCAGGAAGCCUGCAGCAAGAUAGUCAGAUCUUAUCAGAAUCUGCAUAUCGACGAUCGUGGUUGGUUCGACCUUGGUUAUAAUUUCGUUAUAGGCGAAGAUGGUAACGUGUACGAGGGCCGUGGAUGGAAUAAAGUUGGUGCACACGCGCCUGGAUAUAAUUUUCAAAGUAUCGGCAUUUGCAUUAUAGGAGAUUUUAUGGAUUUUCUUCCAAAUGACGCGGCCCUUCGUGCCUUAAAUUCUCUCAUUUCUUGUGGCAUCUCUCUUGGAAAAAUACAUCAUGAUUAUAACGUUAUCGGACAUCGGCAAGCACGUAGUACACUUUGUCCAGGAGAUACAUUUUACAAAUACGUUAUGACACUUCCUCAUUGGACAUCUCAUCCCAUACCCGACAGAGUACAAAUUACAACGGAAGCUCCAUCACAGGAUAUAUAUAUUAACUGCCAUCAAGUAGUGUAUAGUAUCAAAGAAGUAACGAGAAUGGUACGAGUAACGUUUCUACUUGUUGCAAUUUGCAUCGCAAUUUGCCGUGCAACGGAAGUUGCAGAUUCGGCUGAAACAUUUGGAACACCUAAUAUCAUUUCGAGACGGCAAUGGGGAGCUAGACCGCCGAAAGCUACUAUACCUGCUCUUAAAAUUGAUCCAGUUCCUUACGUUGUUAUUCAUCAUUCGGAUACAGUUGGUUGUAACACUCAAGCAAUUUGUCAGGCUAGAGUUAGAAGUUUUCAGAAUAAUCAUAUGAACGCGAAAAAAUGGGAUGACAUCGGCUACAAUUUUUUGGUCGGUGAAGAUGGUAAUGUCUACGAAGGUCGUGGCUGGGGUAAACAUGGCUCCCAUUCGGUCCAAUACAAUGCCAAAAGUAUCGGUAUUUGCCUCAUUGGUAAAUUUACAAAUACCGUACCAAAUUCAGCGAGCGUUCGAGCAGCACAGAAUUUGAUAGCUUACGGAGUAGCUAACAACAAAAUCAAGUCCGAUUACAAACUUCUUGGCCAUCGACAAACCGCUCAAACUAGUUGUCCUGGAAAUGCUUUAUACAAUUUGAUUAAAACAUGGCCUCACUGGUCCGAGAAACCAUAAGAGUUAUGCGAUUAUAUUGAUCUAUGAAAUAUAACGUCUUAUUGUUUUAAACUUGACAAUCAUUGGAAAGUUGGAUGGAUAAUUUUUUUUGAUUUUUCUUUACGACAGAUCAGUUCAAAUUCGAUUUUCAUGCAAAUAUUUUUACUUGUUGUUUCAUAAAGAAAAAGUUCUAAAAGUAUUAAUAAAACUUUCUUUGAACAUA
Messenger RNA from Vespula pensylvanica (western yellowjacket), 1553 nucleotides. RefSeq lists its product as uncharacterized. NCBI's taxonomy places the organism in Eukaryota, Metazoa, Arthropoda, Insecta, Hymenoptera, Vespidae. The record is from RefSeq and is a predicted model, not a curated record. Bases 38 to 1351 code for a protein of 437 amino acids. Gene Ontology annotation, biological process: peptidoglycan catabolic process. Gene Ontology annotation, molecular function: zinc ion binding; N-acetylmuramoyl-L-alanine amidase activity. The transcript is spliced from 8 exons.